This is a messenger RNA of Pneumocystis jirovecii RU7, 1725 nucleotides long. RefSeq names its product polynucleotide adenylyltransferase PAP1. Gene Ontology annotation, cellular component: nucleus. NCBI's taxonomy places the organism in Eukaryota, Fungi, Ascomycota, Pneumocystomycetes, Pneumocystales, Pneumocystaceae. The record is from RefSeq and is a predicted model, not a curated record. The coding region runs from base 1 to 1725 and encodes 574 amino acids. The transcript is spliced from 9 exons. Gene Ontology annotation, molecular function: poly(A) RNA polymerase activity; RNA binding.
AUGGCAGGAUUACCAUUAAAUGAACGACAGUGGGGAGUUACACCACCUGUAUCUAUGGCUGGACCUACAGAACAUGAAAUUGCGGUGAACGCUGCAUUAAUUGAUGAAUUAAAGUUGCGGAAGAAUUUUGAAUCACCAGAGGAAUCAGAUAAGAGAGCAAAAGUUUUAGGAGAACUUCAGAAAAUUACACUUGAGUUUGUGCAAAAAGUAAGCUUGGAUAAACAUAUGACUGAAAGUAUGGCUCGAGAUGCAGGUGGUAAAAUAUUUACAUACGGAAGUUACCGGCUAGGUGUAUACAGUCCAGGUUCUGAUAUUGACACGCUGAUGGUUGUUCCAAGACAUGUAACUCGCGAAAACUUUUUUACAGAUUUUGAACAGAUUCUUCGGAAUCGUCCUGAAGUAACAGGAAUAACAGCAGUUCCAGAUGCUUAUGUUCCUAUUAUAAAAUUUAAAUUUUCUGGUAUUCCUAUUGAUCUUAUUUUUGCUAGACUAGCUCUUGCGCAAGUUCCUAUGGAUCUUACCCUUGAAGAUAAUAAUCUUCUGAAAAAUGUUGAAGAAAGAUGUGUUCUUUCAUUAAAUGGUACAAGAGUAACAGAUGAGAUUUUAAGACUUGUUCCAAAUCCUACUAUUUUUAAACAUGCUUUAAGAGCUAUAAAGCUUUGGGCUCAGCAACGAGCGAUUUAUUCAAAUGUUAUGGGAUUUCCUGGUGGUGUAGCAUGGGCUAUGCUUGUUGCACGAAUUUGUCAAUUAUAUCCUAAUGCUGUUUCUGCUGUAGUUAUUGCCAAAUUUUUCCGAAUUCUUUCUCAAUGGAAAUGGCCUCAACCAGUUUUACUAAAGCCUAUAGAAGACGGUCCUCUUCAAGUACGAGUUUGGAAUCCAAAAAUUUAUAAAGGUGAUCAAGCACAUCGUAUGCCUAUUAUUACACCAGCAUAUCCAUCUAUGUGUUCAACCCAUAAUAUUACAGAAUCAACUCAAAAAGUUAUUAUUAAUGAAAUGAAUCGUGCAGGUGAUAUUGCAGAUAAAAUUUUAAAUGGAACUCUUCCUUGGUCAACAUUAUUUGCGAAACAUACGUUUUUUCAUCAAUAUAAGUAUUAUCUUGUGAUUGUGGCUGCAUCGAAAAGUGCUGAAAUGCAACUUAAAUGGUCUGGUCUAGUAGAAUCAAAGGUACGCCAAUUAGUAUUAAGACUUGAAUAUGUAGAUGAAAUUAAACUUGCACAUCCUUUCAAUAAAAGUACUGAUUCAUUACAUUAUUGUAAAACAGAGGAAGAAGCUAAUGGUGUUGCUCAUGGCGAAUUAGUGAGUACUAGAAUGGAAAAUAUAAAUAUGCAACAAACAAUUAAAGAAAUGGAAAGUACAUCUAAUAUGGAUAUGAAAAAUUCUCAAAGUGAUAUGAUAUUAGUGUAUGUAACAACGUGGUAUAUUGGAUUAGAAGUAGAUAAAAAGAAUGGCUCUAAAAAAUUAGAUAUUUCUUGGCCAUCUCAAGAAUUUUACGAAAUGUGUAGAAAAUGGGAUAAAUAUAAUAUUGAAUCUAUGAAUGUUGUAAUUAAGUAUAUUAGAAAUUUUGAUUUACCUGAUAGUGUUUUUACACAAGGUGAACAGCGGCCAGUUAGAUCCCUAAAGAAAACGAAAAAAAGAAAAUUACAACCUGAUGAAAAAAAAGAGAACAUAGCCGAAUCUCCUGAUAAAGCAGUUAAAAUGGACUCUACUGUUUCUAUCCGUGCUUAA